CCACUGAGAACACUGGGAACGACAAUAAAACAUAACAAAAUAUUAUGAGUCUAAUGACUGGAAAGUUUAUAUGCGGUGGUUUGCGUGCUAUAAAUUUCAAUUUACUUGUGUGUGGCUCUAGAAAUAAUCUAUUAAAGACCCGUUAUGGGCAAUUGUCUUAGAAGCCCGACAUCUGAUGAUAUUUCCUUGUUACACGAAGAACACGGAGCCCUAAAUUCGCGAGGGGAGCCUCCGCCACCGUAUCAGGAAGACCCUCCAUAUUCGUAUUAUAUACAAAGUCAAAGGGCUCCCCAUCUGCUGUCGGAGGAACAACAAAUACGACUAGCUCAGCGGCUUGGCUUAAUCCAACAUUUACCCGUUGGUAAAUAUGACGAAACGAAAAAGAAAAGAGAAUGUGCCAUAUGCAUGGUCGAUUUUGAAUUUGGUGAUGAAAUUCGAUUCCUUCCAUGUAUGCAUAUUUACCACAAAGAAUGUAUUGAUGAUUGGUUAAUCAGGUCAUUUACAUGUCCAUCCUGCAUGGAACCAGUGGAUGCAGCUUUGUUAUCCUCUUAUGAAACUGGAGAUUAAAGUCAUUUGUCUGAUUCAGCUCUUACUUGAGGUGCAAGAAUCUAAAGAAGCUUAAAGUUUAUAUUAUUUUGGAAAUGUAUAUAUGCUAGAUCAUGUUAAUUGAUAUUUAUAAAAGUCAUGGUAUAAUUGGGUUUUGAGCACAAUUGUGAAAGGACAUUGAAAUUUUCAGAUGAAGUGCCACCAUUGAUUCAUGAUAGUUUGCUAUUGUUGGUAGAAUUGUAUAGUGUAUACUAAUUACUUAUGCAAUUGAGAAUGAACACUCAUUGCUUAUGAUUUGAGAUGUUAAAAUUUUUUUUUACUUUGAAUUUAAGAUAGGAGUUUAAUUUUUAGAUGAUAAAGUUUUAUCUCUAAACAUCAGAACUGGGAAGUUAAUUGCAACAUUACCACAUAUGUAUCCAGUACUAUUGUAAAUAUUGUACUUCUUUUCUGUAUGUAACAGUCUUUGUAAAUAAUGGGGGACUUAAACGUUAAUUGUAGAGUACUCAUAAGUCAACAACUUGUUGCAAUGAAUGAGAUUAUCCUGGUAGAAGCGUUCAUUACAAAAGGUUGACUAUUCAACAUAGGAUUUGGAUCCAUUCAUUUAGAAAUGCUAAUUUAUAACACAAAAACAGCAAGGGAUUACAUAAGCAUGAAGCAAUUAUUGCUAAAUAAUAUAUUAAAUUAAACUUGUUAAAUUUUGAAGGUGUACUUCAAUUGUGUAGGUCAAUUUUGAACGACAUGCACUUACAUAAAACUUGUAUACAUUUAUUCAUUGUGUUUUGGCAUUACGUAAAUAAAAUUUUGAUGGUA
Molecule: messenger RNA, 1356 nt
Organism: Xenia sp. Carnegie-2017
Lineage: Eukaryota; Metazoa; Cnidaria; Anthozoa; Malacalcyonacea; Xeniidae
Product: RING finger protein 11-like
Exons: 4
Coding region: 145-567 (140 amino acids)
Source: RefSeq, a predicted model, not a curated record